Maniola jurtina (meadow brown) is the source of this 2855-nucleotide messenger RNA. RefSeq lists its product as uncharacterized. The record is from RefSeq and is a predicted model, not a curated record. Lineage: Eukaryota; Metazoa; Arthropoda; Insecta; Lepidoptera; Nymphalidae. The transcript is spliced from 16 exons. The coding region runs from base 138 to 2780 and encodes 880 amino acids.
CUCAGUCGACUGCCGACCAUAGAUAUUACACCGCUGCCGACUGUCAAUUCACCUUCAACUUUCAAGUCAAUUGUUAUUUGUUUAUUUUUUUAUUUUAAAAGCAGGUGAGACCGUGAGACGUCGAUCGUCGAUAACACAUGGAUAACACCAUACGCUUCGUACGGUACUUUAAUACCAGUGAAGUUUAUAAGUGUGAAACCAUUGUGAAACACAGUUCUCUAAUAGGGCACAGCAAUAUGGAAAACAGCGUCAGUUCCCGCGAUCCUAAUGGAAGCAGUAUUGUUGAAAUUACGGACAGCAAUUUUGAUAUGGUGUUAGCCUCCAGCGAAGUUGUGUUUAUGUUUUAUACACCUAAAGGGUAUCAACCUAGAGAUGGUACUCAUCCGAAGACUAUAUUAUUUGAAAAUGUUGCGAAAGAAAUCUCGAAAGCCGGCCUCAGUCCUGGAAAAGUUGUAAUGGCUAAAUUGGACUGCAGAAAAUACGAGGCUCUUUGGACUAGAUUUGUCAUGACGCAAGAUAUUCCAAGAUUCAGACUGUUUAGAAAUGGUUGCCCAACCAAAAUGGAUUAUAGAGGCAUGCACACUGUAGAAGCCAUAGUGGAGUUUAUCAAGGAACAAUUGACUGAUCCUAUUAUCCCAUUUAGUCAUUUGAAUGAGCUUCACAAUCUCAAUGAAGAUAAGGGACAUAUAAUUGCUUAUUUGGAUAGUAAAGACCAGCCUGAAUAUGACAUCCUUCGUAAAGUGGGAACUAGUCAUAGGGAAAGAUGUCAAUUUUAUGUGAAGUUUGGUGACUCGGCACAAGAAAUGAAUCGUCCAGGUCAGCCUACUGUUGUAUUAUUAAAAACAGACGAAAAGACAUCACCUGAACCCGAUGAGACAUUCCAUGGAUCAUUGCUCAACUUUGAAGAACUACACACUUGGGUGCAAGAGAAAUGUAUCCCACUUGUGCGUGAAGUUACAUUUGAAAAUGCAGAGGAAAUGGUUGAAGAAGGAUUACCCUUCCUUGUCCUGUUCCAUAAGCCCACUGACACAGAGAGUGUGAAGAAAUACAAAGAAAUCGUCAGAAGAGAACUUGAAUCUGAAAAACAAAAGAUAAACUUCCUAAGGGCUGACGGCAUAAGUUUUGAGCAUCCUAUGCGUCAUCUCGGCAAGUCAGUGUCAGAUCUGCCUUUGAUCGCCAUCGACUCGUUCCAGCGCAUGUACCUCUUCCCAGAUUACAAGGAUAUGAAAAAACCGGGAAAACUCAAGGAAUUCCUCCAAGAUUUUUACUCCGGGAAACUUCACAGGUAUAUACAUAUAGAUCGCGACACAUUGAGAAGGAAAUCGGAGUAUGAGGCGGGCGGGACGCCUCGUGCACUCGCGCUCGCCCACAUUGCCUUAGCGCGGGGGCUGUGCGGGGCGCUCCCUCCCCGAUUGCUAAUUCAACCUGUCGCGUACUAUGACGCAUUCUGGUGCUUUCUUCAUACAAACGUAGGAUGUAAGCUUAGUAAUAAGGUCCCGUUGGCACUCUUUGUGUUUGAAACCCAAAAAAAGGUCCAUAUGCAAUUGAGAUUGAAACUGCAAUGCAGUAUAUUUACCUACUCUUAUCUCGAGCAGAAUUCUGAAGAGUUCCCAGUGGAGCUUAUUAGUGUGAAACACAGUUCUCUAAUAGGGCACAGCAAUAUGGAAAACAGCGACAGCUCUUGUGAUCCCAAUGGAAGCAGUAUUGUUGAAAUUACUGACAGCAAUGUUGAUAUGGUGUUAGCCUCCAGUGAAGUGGUGCUUAUGUUUUAUGCGGCUAAAGGAUAUCACCCUAGAGAUAGUACUCGUCUGAUGCCUAUAAUAUUUGAAUAUGCUGCGGAAGAAAUCUCGAAAGCUGGCCUCGGCCCUGGCAAAGUGGUAAUGGCUACAUUGGACUGUAAAAGAUAUGAGGAUCUGAGUAGUAGAUUUGACAUGUAUGUUUUCUACCCAACUUUCAAACUGUUUAGAAAUGGUUGCCCAUGCGAAUUUCAUUGGAAAGCCAAGUACACUGGAGAAAACUUAGUGAAGUUUAUCAAGGAGCAAUUGACUGAUCCUAUUAUCCCAUUUAGUGAUAUAAAUGAGCUUCACGACCUCAGUGAAGAUAAGGGGCAUAUAAUUGCUUAUUUCGAUAGUAAAGAUCAGCCUGAAUAUGACGUCCUUCGUAAAGUGGCAACUAGUCUUAAAGAUAGUUAUCGAUUCUAUGUGAAGUUUGGUGAUUCGGAACAAGAAAUGCAUCGUCCAGGUCAACUAAGUGUCGUAUUUAGAUCAUUAACAGGAACUCCAGUUAGACUCAACGAGACAUAUCAAGGAUCAUUGCUUAGCUUUGGCGAUAUAUUUUCCUGGGUCAAGCAAAAAUGUUUCCCUCUUUUACGGGAAUUAAAAUCAGAGCAUGAACAAAAGCUGAGAAAUGACGGACCAUUUUUUAUCUUGUUACAUUUACCCUCUGAUACACAAAGCUUGAAGAAAUACAAAGAACUUAUCAGGAGAGAAUUAAAAUCUAAUAAAUGGCAAUUUAAGUUCCUUAUUGCAAAUGGCACCCAAUUCCAGCAAUUGUUGGCUCGUUUCAACAAAUCAACGUCAGAGCUGCCAUUAAUUGCCCUGAACUGUUACAGUAGAGUAAACCUCUUUGAUUUCGAUGUUUUUGAAAAACCUGGACAACUCAACGAAAUUAUGGAUAAAGUAUAUUCAGAGGAUUUAUAUUUACAUUACGAAGGAAUUGAUACAUGUCGCCUUAUUGAUGACACUGAAGAAGAAUUUUAUAUUCGUGGCUUAUUUGAAUGAUUUUAAUAUACCUACUAACCAGAUAUUAAGAGACAAGCCGUUCGGAACUAAGUCCAAGCUGGGGAAAGUGUUGCG